AUGAAAUUAAUAUUUUUUAUAAUUUUAAUUUUUUCAAUUAGUAUAUCCAAUGGUCUUAAAGAUAAUGAAAGCUGUACAAGUUAUAUUAAUAAUAAAUCAACAUAUAUUCAAAUACCCUGUGGUCAAAGUUUAAAUACAGCAUGCCCAUCUUUUACAUUAGCAAUUGAAUCUUCUACUUCAUAUACAUCGGUUGUAUUUGAUUUAAAUGGAGCAACUAAUACAUUCUUUAAUAUCGAUUGCAAUAGCUCAAAUAAUACAAAUUCCACUAUAAAUGUUAGUGGUAUUACAUUUGUAAAUGGUUAUCAAGAAAAUCAAGCAUCCAUUUUGGUAAAUCAUGGUACUUCAAGUGUUGUAUCAUUCAACAGAUGCGUGUUUAAUAAUGUUACAAGUAAAGGAGGUUUCGAUAUAAACGGUAAAUCAACUAGUAUGGGCGGUGCUCUCUCUUUGUUAAUGUUAUCAACAAUCAAUACUGCAUUUUUACAAAGUUCAAAGGUUUCUUUUAUAUCUUGUACCUAUCAAAAUUCAAACAUAAUUGGUGUAAAGGGUGGCUUUUUAUAUGUAGCUCGUGGUAUUGAUAUAGCGGUAUCUAUCAAUCAGUGUGUAUUCAGGAAUAUAACAGGUGAUGCUGGUGCUAUAAUUUAUACAGUUGGAAACUAUUUAGAACAGACCUACACAAUGUAUAAUACUAUCAUUUCAAAUUGCAAUUUUAAAGAAUCUGCAGUAUACAUGUCGGCUAGUUUUUCUGCGUCCAAUGUUACAUUUACCAAUAAUAUAGGUGGUGGUGUUGGCCUCUAUCUCUCUGGUGCCAAAUUAUAUACCAUUUCAAACUCUAAUUUUACAAAUAAUAGUAAUAUUUCAUCAGUAUAUGUUUCGGCUAGUUAUAUUGGUCCACAAUUUAAAAACUGCAUUUUUUCGAACAAUAGCAAUACAUACUCUAAUAAUAGCAGUGGUUCUAUAACCUUAUCAUCAUCUGGAGCUAUAUUUCAAAGAUGUGAAUUUAAAAACAACAAUGCCAACAACGGUGCAGCAAUCUAUGCCUCUGGUAAAUAUAUUGGUCAAAGUAUCAGUCUUGAAGAUACAUUACUCUCAAGAAAUAAAGCAAUAUACAAUGGUGGCUCAAUUUAUUUAUCAAAUUCAAUUUUAAUAGUAAGUGAAAAUACGACAUUCGAUAAUAAUAUGGCAAAUUUAGGUUCGGUAGUAUUUUGUAAUGGUUCUCAAAUACAAAUUUUCAAUAGCUCAUCAAUUGUUUUUAAUGAUAAUACAGAUUUCUCAACUAAUAAUUCAAAAGAAUCUUCAAAUGGUAUUACAUGCAAGAUUGGUGGUGUUAACAGUUGUUCAAUUAAAGGAAAUUUAGAAAAACUCGAAAUAUAUGGUGUUACUGGCAAUACUAAUAGUGAAGAUUCUGAAAAUAAAGAUUAUGGACUUCCAGCCGCUCUCAAAGCAGUAGUUAUUAUUACAAUAGUUUGUGGAUUUAUUUUGAUAACUUCUUUUUCAAUUUUUUUAGUUAGAAGGUUAAGAGAAAUAAAAAGAUAUAAGCCAAUUGAUUUUUAA
Molecule: messenger RNA, 1551 nt
Organism: Dictyostelium purpureum
Lineage: Eukaryota; Evosea; Eumycetozoa; Dictyosteliales; Dictyosteliaceae
Exons: 2
Coding region: 1-1551 (516 amino acids)
Source: RefSeq, a predicted model, not a curated record